Molecule: messenger RNA, 14837 nt
Organism: Cinara cedri
Lineage: Eukaryota; Metazoa; Arthropoda; Insecta; Hemiptera; Aphididae
Source: the annotation of a GenBank genome assembly
AUCCUUUGUUCCGCGCGCACGGCUGUCGAUGGCGAAGUGUCCGAGGUGUAUACGCGAAACGCAAUAUUAAUAUAGUGUCUCGUGUUUAGUGCCUUAGUGCGUAUAAGUUUUUUUCGUUUUACCCGUAUAUUACGUAUAUAUAAUUGUAUAGUAUUGUCACCUGAAAGCAACAGUAUAUUAUAUAGUAUAUAUUUUAAUAACAUCGGAUUUAUUUUUUUAUCGUUUUAUUUAUCUGCACAAUAUUAUAUAUUGAAUUAAGUUCGCGAAAGAGACGUGCAUACAAAUUUAUUUUUGAAAAUAGGCACUUGCUGAAUAAUUUUAUUGAUAGCGUUGCCUACAAAUUUUAUGUGUAGGCCUAGUCAAACUGCGUGUCUGUAUGUAUGGGGGCAUAGAAGAUUAAUAAUAUAAUUACCUAUAAAUAUAAUAUAUUUAUGUGAAGUACCUAUAUAUAGUGUAUAGGUUGUGUGCCAAAAAAAAAAAAAACGUAAACACCAUAAACUGCCUUACAUGUGCCCCAUAAAAUGUCUUGGUUCAAUAUUUGUACGGUGCAACUGCAGAAAAGGUGCUGUCGGUAUCUAUUGCAACGGUAUAUUGGACGAUUCCUCGAACACAAGAUUGAACCAGAACAGUUGUCCAUAAAUGUAUUGGAUGGCUCUGUAUCUCUUGGAGACAUUGUGCUUGAUGUCCAGGUUUGUUAUCCUAAAUGUUUCCUCAUAAUACAAUCUUCAGCUGUAUUCAUUGUCCAAACAAUGCAUUACUAAAUGCUUUGUUUCAUUAGAUACAUGUUACAUACUGAUUACUUAUUAUUAUUUCUUCAAAAGUGACAAGUUUAAUUAGUAAUCAAUCAUUGUUGUUUUCAACAAUCAAUCCGUUGUUUUUAAAAUUUUUGUAUUUUAUUUUGUAAAUAUAAUUUUAAUUUUUCAAAACAAUAGUACACAAUAUAGUUUAUUUACAGUUUUAAAUAAAUAUUUAUGCACUUGCUAAUAAAAUUAUUGAUACUUAUUUAAUCUACUUUUUUAUUAAUAAAAAUAUUUUAAAAAUAAAAACUGCUAGGAAAAUGUAUAAAAAAAAUUCAUUAUAAGUUGGUAUAUGACAGUUUAAAUAAAUAAGUUUGUUAUUAUUUUGAUAUCUGCAGGCUCUGAAUAAUAUAGGAGAUGAACACCAGCUACCAUUUGAAUUUGUCGAAGGUAGUGUGGUAAAAAUAUCACUAACGGUGCCAUGGCGGAACAUGCUCACAGAAUCCAGCGUUAUACAUAUUGAUGGACUUAGUCUUACUGUCAGGUCUAAUGUAAAAGAAACUGAAGGUAAUCAAAGCUGAUUUAAUAUAUAAGUGCACAUUUUUAAUAUGAAUCAUAUUAUAGAUAAUAUAUUAUAUAUAAUAUAAUAAUAUAAUAUAAUAAUAUAAUAAUAAUAUAUAAUGUAUUAUACUUCUUUGUAUUUAUCAUGCAAGUAAAAUUAACUAGUAAUAUUCUAGCUCUUCAUAUCUUCUUAUACAUUAAUGUACAAUGUACAUGAUCCCUAAAAAUAAUUUGUUUUUUCAUACUUUCUAAAUACUUGAUUACCUACAUAUUUUCUGAUAUUAACAUUUUAUUUGUUAUUAACAAAAUAAUAAUAUAUCAAUAUUUUUAGGAAUACCUAGUUCAAUGUUGGAAUCUGUGUGGUCAUCCAUGUCAAAUAGUGUAUAUUCUACUCCAGACAGUGACUAUGAAGAUAGUUUUGAUAAUGCAUCAGAAUCUGAACAAGUUUCAGGAUUAGAAGUGUUCACUCAGGCCAUAGAAUCUAGUAAAUUUUAAUUUAAAGGACGUUAUACCCGCGUGUGCUGUCUCAAUCCAACUAACUGACAAGAUAUCAAAAUCUACCUUACGCAAACUGUGUAGAACUCACUUAAUUUUUGUUUUAGAGUAAAAGUGUCUAUUAUAAAAUUUAAAGAGGAUAUUAUUCCGGAGAGCAAGAUUAUACAUUUCAUUUUUUGAAAUGUUACAAUUAUUUAAAAAAAAAAAACAAUGAACUAGUCUUUAUUUCUAAAUAAUGUAUUGAACUUUAUAAUCGGAAUAAUAAUUAGAAUAAUAGAAAAAUGCUUUAUCCUGCCCUUAGGAAUAUUGCCUUCUUUUAAUUUUAUAAAAAGUGAUUUUACAUAGUUUAACGCAAUCUGUGUAAGGUAGAUUUUGCUAUAUUGCCUGUUAGUUACUGAGAUAGCACAUGCGAGUAUGAUGUUUUCUUAAAUGUAUUAAACAUCUUGGUAUAUCAUUUUUUAAAUUAAUGUUUACUUUUUAGUAUUGAACAGAAUAAAAGUGAAAUUGUCAAAUACUGUGAUAAAAUUAGAAUACAUGCCAGAUAUUUUGAAAUUAGGAUUAGGAUUACAAUUACAUAUUAUAAGGUAAGUGAAAAAUUAGUUUUUAGAUUUAUAAAUUAAUUUUUUUUUUUAUUUUACAGUUUAGAUUAUAUUGAUGAAGUGGCAGAUGAAUCAAAAGACGGAAUAAUAUAUGAUAGUUUAGCUUUUUUAACUAAAAAAUUACUAAUUGAAGGAGUGUUUUUACAGACUUAUGAAUUUAAAUGUCCUAAAUCUAACAAUGGAGUAUCUGUAAGUUUUGGUUCAAAUUAAUUUUAGAUUUUGUGUACAAAAUUGUUUUUUAUAAUCUUAUUCAAAUAUUGGUUUUUAUUUUAGAUUUCAAAAACAAAUAUCACAGAACCAAUAACUAUUGCUGAACUUACUGGUACUCAAGCUAUUCGAAUGGUACUUAAACAUAAUCCUAGUCUUCCUGGUCCAAAAUUAAGCUUAGAAGUAAAUUUUGGCCCUCUGAAUGUUAUUUGCUCUCCAAGACAAUUAUAUUUAGUCAUAGAAAUUUUACGUGGCAUAUCUAAGCCAUUAACAGAACAGAAAUUAAAAGCAGCACUUAUUCAAAAACCAAUGAGCGAAUCAGAUUUUAAUAGAAUUGAACAAGAUUUAUUUAAUAUGGAGAGUAGAUCUAAUGCUGAUAUUGGUUUGAGAGGAAUGCAAGGAUGGUCAAAUUUGCAAGGUAAUUUGUAAUUUGUUAUGAACAUUUCAAAAAUUAAUAUGUUAUUGUAUAUGUAGAUGAUGAAGAAGAAUUUUUCCCAUUACAAGGCUCUAGAAAUAGAACAUUUGUACCAAGCAUGGAAUCUUCAAUGACUUCUAGUAUGAGUAGUGUUGCUAGCAGGUAAUUUGCUCAUUCAAUAUUCAAAUAAAUAAUACUUAAAUGUCAUAUAUUUUGUUUUGUUAGUAAAUCUGAUUUGUCUUCACGUCACAAUAGGCAUAAAUAUAAAGGUAAAUUUAUUUUAGUGCUCAAUUAUAUUUAUCUUUUUUAAUUUUAUCUUAUUAAAUAUUACUGAUUUAGGUAAACAUGAAUGGUUAGGUGAAACCAAUCAUUUUAGUGUAAAUUUAACUUCAAUAUGUGUGGUUUUGCUACAUGAUGAUGUACUUGCCAUUUGUCCGGAAACUGAUGUUAUCACUCAAUGUUCUUUGAAUGAAAUGCGUAAAAUAUCUCAUCAAUACCUCAUGGCCGUUCAAAAUUGUGACAUCAUUAAAGAUUGUGAUAAAAUCACCAAGUCUAUAGACAGAAACCAUUUGAAGCUUAUUGCUACCAAUGUGAUCAUGGAAGGUGAUGAAAAAACUAGUGAGACUAUGAAAGACGUUAGUAUAACUGCUUCAGGAAUUAACGUAAUAGUAAUGGAAGUUCUCAUUGAAACUGUGGAAGAACCUACUCAGUAUAUUCCGGUAUAAUUGUUUCUCAUAUCUUUAUGAAAACUAAAUGUAUUAAAUAAUUUUAAAUUAAAUUUUGACAGAUCUUAAAAUUUGUCCAAGAUGCAAAAUGUUCCCCUCCAAAAACACCAACAAAUCAUCCAGAUAUUCAAAUUCAAUUUAAACAUAACACAAAGUCUACUAGAUAUUGUAAUCCGGUUUCUUCUGAAAUAAAGUAAAUUUGUUAAUAAAUCUUAAAGAUAAUAAAUUGGUGCUUAAAAACUAAUAUUUAUGAAAAUGCUGUUUGAGACUAAAAAGUAGAUAUUCUUUACAUAGUGCUUUACUUAUGAAUUUAAAUUUAUUUGAAUUACUUUUGAGUUAGAGAUUGUAAAGACUUAUCUGUAUAAAACAUAAUUUCAAGAUCGACGUCAAAUGAUUUCUGAACCUAACUAUUGGGUAUUUUGUCACAUCUCUAAUAUAUAUAUAUAUGUUAGUAUAUUACAUUUUAAUUUAAUCUAUUAAAUAAUUGGUAAAACAAUUGUAUUGUAUAUAAAUUAUAAUUAUACAAUUUUAUUUAUUAUUUAAUAUGUGCAAUUUUUCCUUGUUUAUUAGAUAACAUCAUAUUAUAUUGUACUCUUAACUUUUAAGUGAUUUUGAUAGAAUACAUUUUGUUUAAAAUUGAAUGAAAUGAAUGUACAAUUAUAUUUUUUGUGAUAUCUAGGCAAGGUUUAAGUUGAGAUUUGAUAAGUAUUGUGGGUACCACUUUAUUAACCUAUCGGAUAAUUCAACUUUUUAUAUAAAAACUGUAUUCUUUCUUUUUUUAAAAAAAACUUCAUGUAUCUUUUUAUAAUAAUUGUAAUAAAAUCUAUAUAAUUAUUUACUAUAAUUUUAUAUCAUGAACUGAAUAUUUACCUUAAAAUAAUCAUUUAUAUACCGGUACUGAGAUUAUAUUUAUUGAAUUUUAGGAUAGUCAAUCUUCUUUAAUUUCACGAUUUUUAGUGGAUCAUGUUAAAUACUUUAUGGUUUUUUCCAUAGUUAAGUAAAAAUAACAACAUGUUUAUUUUAUUGGUUUCAGAAUUUUUAUGCAAGAAGCAUUUUCUGAAAUAGAUAUUUCAAUCAUUAAUCGGUUGUCUUCAUAUAUUUAUAAUCCAGAUUUCAAGAUCUCUAAAUCAAAAAGUCCACUAAAUGUAUUUUAUUUAAUCUUAUUGUAAUAAUCAAACAAUUAAUUUUUUUUUAUCAAUAUUUGCAUUUUAUUUUAGGCUUACCAACCUCAAUUUAAUGAAGUUAUUGAAUCUGUGAAUGAUACAAAUCUGAGUUGUACUUUAAAUUUUGAUUAUUUGGUUAUUAAAUUUCGGUAAGAUUAACAGUUAAUUUAUCACUAAGAAUGUUUAAAUAACUUAUUAAACAUUUAUAUACUAGAUUCCCUGUUCCUGAUCUACGCCCAUUGAGUGAUAUCAAUCGAUUGCCAUGGUGGAAACGUAUAUUGAGAAAUGAUAUUUUAUGGUUGUAUUUAUCCGAUGCUGAAGGUUCUUUCACGAAAACAUCUAAACAAACCAUUACUACUGGUUAUGAAGUACAAUGCCGAACUGUUGAAGCGUUAUUUCAAGAAGGAAAUUCCAAUACUAAAAUUCCUAUUGCUAAAUGUAAAGGCAUUGAUGAUGAUUUAAAGACUAUUAAAACAGAUAAAAAUCUUAGACCAAAGUAAAUAAUUCUUAAUACAUUAUUAUUAGUUUAAGAUUCAAGAUUAAAUUAAAUAGAUAUACAUAGUUGAGUGAUAUUAUGGAGACAGUUGGUGAAUUUGGGUGUGAUACAACAGAUUGAAGAGAUUUAGAAUUAGGGUAAUCAACCCCAAAUAGUUGAGAAAGACAAGUAGAACAUACAUUAAAAUUUGUAAUUCUUUUGUUACAAAUAACGUUAUGCUUUUCAUUAAAAAUUAUUUUUUCAUGUAUAAUUUUAAAUCUUUAAAAUUUAUUUGUUUGCUCAAAAUUAAAUCUUAAUGUAUUUGUUUUUUUUUUUUGUUGUUGUAUAUUAAUUAAAUUAUAACAUUUUAUAAUAAAAUGUAUAGUUCUAUAGUUUAGUAAUAAUUAUUAUUCAAAUGUUUAAAAGAUUUAAUUUAUACAGAUAGAAAAUGAAGGCAUAAUUUCUAUACUUGUAAAUUAAUCAAUUUUAAUAAUAUCAGUUUUUAUUAACAAUAUUCGUUAAUUUUUUUUCCAGAUUAGUUUUAAGGUUAUGCCCUGUAGUUAGUAAUCAAGAUGAAGUAAAAUUUGGAAAUUGUAGUACUGAAAAUAAUAUGACAAAUAGUGUUUAUAUUGAAACAUCUAAGAAGCCAUCACCCUUUGCUUCCAAAAAAAUUAUGAGACAAAGAAAUCACCAUUCUGGUUGUCAUGAACAUGAAUCAAAAUUAGGUAAUGGUGAAAUACAAGUAGUUCCAGGUUCUAGAGAAGAAAUAAUGGAAUUUGUUGAAUAUACAAAUUCUAAUGCUAAAGUGUAUUUAGACAUUAAUUUACCCUGUGUUUUUAUCACAUUACCAUCAAAGCAUAUAUAUGAGACUAUUUAUAACAGGUUUGUUAGUUUGUUAAUUUUUAUUUAUAAUUUAUAAAUAUUUUUAUUUUAUUUAUCAUUUCUAGAUUUACUAAUGAUUUAUUUUUUUGGUCUCCGUCAUUUCCUACUCCUGCAUCAUGUGGUGAUGAUGCAAGUAAACUAACAAAUAUAUUAGAUAGGACUCGUUAUUUUACACCUUGUAAAUCGGGAAUACAAUUUGGUAAAUUCAUAACUUGUUUAUAAAUUACACUUCUAUUAAUGCUAAUAUUUUAUAAAUUAGAUUCAGAAAGUGAAUCGGAAGAUGAUUCUUCCAAUGUUUAUUAUUCAUGUGGACAAUCUGACAUGGAUAUUGCUGAUCCUAUGAUAAAACGAACUGAAUUUUGUCUUAAUUUGAAUAUUGCACAAGGCUUAUUUACUAUUAUCCUUCAGUCUCGGGUAUUUAUUAAUUAUAUUUUUACAUUUAGGUAUUUAAUGUUAUGUAACAAAGUUAUAAUAUUAAUUUUGGAAAUAUAUACAGUGACAUUUUUUUUUUUAUUAAAAUUCUUCCUAAACUGAACUUGUAUCAUAGAGAUAUAUGAUAACUUAUAUAUUGAUGUGUAAUAAAAAAAUUAUGAUUUGUUUAAAACAAAUCUUGAAACUACCACUUUUUCUACUAAUCUAAUUUUGUUAAAGUUCAAUGUUGUAGAAUAUUUUAUAAUUAAGUCAUAAUUUGUUUUCUUUAUCUGUCUUAUACAAAAUAUAUCAAAAAACCAUUUCACACUUAAAGGAUUAAUUCUUUGGUUAAAUUUACAGCAAAGUGACUGAAUUAUUAAAAUUGUAUUACUUAAAAUUUCAUAAGUAUUUACAUUGUCUUGAUUAAGAGAUCUUUUUAUCAUUUCCAUUUUAUCAUGAAAAAAAUGUAUUUUAAUUUCUCUUAAUUUUAACCAGUAAUAUCUUAUUAAUAAAUUAAUAUACUAUAAAAAUCAUUUGGUUGAAACAUAGUAAUUACUCUUCCUUACAAAAUAUCCUUUUGCCCUAUAUUCAAUGAAAAAUUCACAAAUGUUGAAGUGCGGAAUGAAUUUAUUACUAUAUUAGAGGCAAGAUAAAUAGAGAAAACAAAUUAUAUGUAGAAGCCAAGUUGCUUUUACAGUACAAACUCAUCUUCUAAAAAAAAUGUAUAUAUUAAUUUAACAAAAAUAAUAAUCUGUUAAGAAAUAGUAAUCUGAUUGUUAGUUAUCUUUUAUGGUUUAUAAUAUUAGUAAUUGAAUAAGAUUUACAUUUUUGUAAUGUCAAUUAAUACCAAAAAAUAAUUACAAUGAUAAAAUUACAUAAAACAAUUGCUUACAUUGAGAUAUUGUAUACAAAUCAUAUUUUUAGGACCGUUCUGGAAGAGUAAUACCUCAACAUUAUGGUGAAUUACAAAUUGCAUUUGAAGAUCUAUACUUAUAUAUGGCAGCUGGUUAUGAAAAUACACCUAGACAUAACUUUAUUUGUAUCCAAGCUAAUAAAUUCUGUUUGAGUCAUGAAAGUAUGUUUCAUAAUAAUGUAUUAAUUCAACAAUUAUGGAAAUAAUUGUAUAUUAUUUAUUUUAUUUAGAUCAUUCAACAAGUGGUAGUGAUAUUUUAACACCAAAAGAAGUUGUAUGCCGAAGAAAUAAUUCAUUACAACGUGUUUUAUUUAAAACACCUGAUGGUAUGGAUUUUAAAGAACGAGCAGGCAUCAAUAAACCAGAUAUGUUGACUGUAGUAGUUGAAAUAUCUGUUUGUGAUCAUAUUAAAGUAAAUAUUAUUUAAUUUUAUUAUUAAAAUGUCUUCUUAUUUUAAUAUUAUAUAUUACUUGUGUAUAGACUAUAAGAGUAGCGAAUGAAAUUAAUGGUACUACUUUAAGGCAUAUGUUUAGUGUUGUUGCUCAGAGUUGGUAUUAUCAAUUAUCUGAUUUCUUUGAUGUUGUGGAUUAUCCUGUUGCUGGAUAUGAAUCUCCUCAUGUAAUUACUGAACUACAUCAACAUAUUACUGAUUGUCUUAUUGAUUAUAGGUUAGUAAAUAUUUCAAUUUAUAUUUAAUUUAGUAUUUAAUUGUUCUUUUAAAUUUAUAGGCCUCUGCAUUUGCCAUACCAAUGUGUGCUUACUAUUGGAAAUUUUAGUUUAUCCAGUAAUAUUGUUGCUAGAUCCAAAGCAUCAACUCUUCAAAUAGUAUCGGAGGAUGUUGCAUUCUUUAUUUCAGCCAGAUUAUCAAAAGCAGAAAAUUUAGAUUUAAUAUCUAAUUAUAUUUGUGUCAUGGAUCUAGGCGUUUUUGAACUUUCUUUAAAACUUAAUAAGAACUCUAAACUAUCAAAUACUGUGCGACAACCUGAAAUAGAUUUAAGAAUGGCUGUCAAUGUUAUACAUAUUAGAACAUGUGCUGAUUCUGCAUUUGCUCUUUGUCGUAUAAUUAGUUAUUUAGCUUCGGAUGGAGAUAAAAUUUCUAUAGAUGAGAAUACAACUGAAUUUGAAGGUGUAGAACAAGAAGAUCCUGUUUUGUUAGAUCAAGCAGAUUCUGAUAAUAACUCAUUAUCUAGUCUUAUAAUGGAAGCUAUGCAUGAAGAAACUACUGGCAUAAAAAAAUCCAAAGACCCUUUAAAUAAAACCGUGGAAACCUCAAGCUCAAACAACUUCUCACCUGAAAGUCAAAGUGAUACAGGAAUUGAAGUUUUUUAUUUUCCCGAUGAAACAAAUAGAAUGGUCACUACUUUGGAUACUCAACCGACAUUCCGAUAUAAUGUAGAAGAUGAUUUUAUUGAAAAAGAAUUUUGUUUUGUUGAACAUGAUGUCGGUGCUGGGGUACUGGUAAGGAGUCUAAUCAAAUUAAUUUGAAUUUUGAAAAUUAAUUACUCUUUAAUUUCAAUUAGCCUCGAAGUAACAUACCUGAAGUUCGAAUUUUAACAGACACUCAAAUAUGUUUAGUUAAUAACUAUUUUAAAGCUCCUGUUGGAAAAAUUGAUAUGCUCCAGGCGCCUAAAGAAUAUCCAAUUCCUGUAGUUAGAUAUACAUUACGAGAAAUGACUUUAAUUUGGCACAUUUAUGGUGGAACAGAUUUUAGUCCUAAAACCGCCCAUAAUGAACUGACAAAACAUGUCAAUAUAGUAUCAGAAACGUUAGUAAAUUAUAAUUAUUUUUGAUUUAAUAAUUUAUGGUUUUUAGAAUGAUUGAUAUUUUUAUACAGAAACUCUUGUCCAACUUCUCCAAAUACUUUGAGGCCUUCUCUUUCUCGAUAUUAUUCUCAAACCAAUAUAAAUUCUCAGGUAAUUAUUUAUUUUAUUCAAGAAGAUAACUAAAUUAACAGUAUUAGCAAUUAUUAUGAAAUUAUACCUUUAAAGCAAUUAUCAUUUUUGGAAUAGAAAAAUCCAAAUUCAAAUAAAGGAUCAGCCAAAAUUUCUCAAGCCAGGACAAGAUUUUGCUGUAGUGUUUUACCUACCAGUUGGCAAGCAAAAGGUGGUGCUGGUCGACAACAUCAUGUUUUAAUGCAACUCCAGUUGAAUAAAGUAUUAUUUUGUACUAAAUUGAUGAAUAAGUUUUAAUAUAUAAUAUUUAAUAUUUUUUUCAUAGGUACGAUUCCAAUAUGAAGUCUAUCCAUCUAAUACCAAACAAGCAAUGAGACAAGUGAUCCUUAUUCAAGAUUUUGAAAUUCGUGACAAACUUGCAUCAUCUAACAUCAAUAAGUUCUUAUACCUUUAUUCAAGUGAAGCUAUGCCUAAACAACAUGAUGCUAAUAUGGUAAGUGAGUUUGAUAGAUUUAUUUUAAUAGAAAAUGAAUUUAAAUCAAAAUAUCAAUAGCUUGUUGCCAAAGCAGCCUACACACGCCCAGAUUCUAAUUUAAAAUCUCAAGAAUGUUGUAUAAAGGUGUCUAUGUUACCAUUAAGACUCAACAUUGAUCAAGAUUCAUUGAUUUUCCUGAUCUCAUUUGUUAAUAAAUUUAAUGAAUUCGGUCAAAAAACCAAAGAUGGUAUGUUCUAUUAUUUUAAUAUAUUUUAUUGAAUUUAUUUUAUAAAAUCUAGUAUUUUAUAGAAAUAUUAACAGAGAAGAAAAUACCUACCAAAUCAGAAGAACCGAUUAUGACUAUUGGAAAUAAUAAUUUUGGGCAACAAGAUAUUAUACCUAAUUCAUUGAUUCAAUUAAAUGAUGAAUUUGAUGAACAUUUUGGACAAAAAGAUAUACCUGUUUUUUUAAAACCAGAAAUCGGAACUGUUCCAGUUGAUAAUAAAACUCCUGUUUAUAUAAGACAAUUUGUUUUCUCUCCGGAUGUUACUAUCCGAUUAGAUUAUGAAGGGCGACAUAUUGAUUUGAGCCAAGGUUCAUUAGCUGGUUUAUUAAUGGGAUUAGCACAACUCAAUUGUUCAGAGAUUACUUUGAAACGUAUUGUUCAUAAACACGGGUAAGAAAGCAUGAUAUCCAUAUAAAAUUUUUUAUGACCAAAUAUUUGUAUUAAUUGUUAAUUUAUUUAUAGUUUACUUGGGUUUGACAAAUUAUUGACAUUUAUUACUCAAGAGUGGUUACAAGAUAUAAAAAAACAUCAGCUUCCAUCAUUGCUUGGUGGUGUAGGUCCAAUGUAUUCAUUUGUUAGAUUGAUACAAGGAUUCAGAGAUCUAGUGCAGCUUCCUAUUGAACAAUACCAAAAAGAUGGUAGAAUAGUCAGAGGUUUGCAAAGAGGUGCCAAUUCAUUUACUACAUCUACAGCCAUGGCUGCUCUUGAAAUAGCCACACGAAUUGUGAAUCUCAUUCAAGUUAGUAUUGUAGUUGUUUUCAGUACAAAUUUUAAUUUUAAAUUUUAAUAUAAUUCAUUUUAUUUACAGAGAGUAGCUGAAACUACUUAUGACAUGGUAAAUCCAGGACCUAGUAUGCGACAGUUGAGAUUACAAGAAUCUAAAAGGAAACGUUCUAAUAAAAGAUCCCAUCCUGCAGAUAUUCGAGAAGGAGUUGCUGCUGCAGUUAUGUUGGUUAAAGAAGUUAGUGUUUAUUAAUUUUUUUUUAAUAUUAUUUAUUAUAAUCUGUUGCAUGCUCUGGUUCUGUAAGUAAAAUUGUAGACCUCCUUGCAAGAUAAAUUCAGAUGUGGAUUCUGCACAUACAGACCAACUGACAACAAGUUCCUUUAUUAUUUUUAUAGCUUGGAUUUCUCUUAAAUUAGAUAUUAAAGUAGACAAUAUCUUAAAACACCUUAAAUAGAUUGAUAAAAUUAUCUAAAAAAAACUACAAAUAUUCUCCGAUAUUUUCUUAAAAAUUAGGAAAACACAAAAAUAAUCAAUAUAUUUCAAUAUAACCUUUAUAGUAGUUAUUUUUUUAAAUUUUUUCUUUAUCAGAGUGAUUAAAAAAAUAUGUAUAGGUAUAUGUAGUUACAUAACGGUUGGUAAUGAUUUGUAAUUGUAAUAUGUAAUAUUUGGAGAAUAAGAAAAGAAAUUAGAAGGGUGUAAGAAAGCUCAUAGUGACAAGUAAAAAAAAGGGCCUUAAAAUAAACCAAGUAAAUACUAAUGAGUAAGCACAUGACUCUUACAAAAUUUGAGCAUUUAUUGUUUCUCUUUUGAACAAGUUGAGAAUUUUAAAUACUUAGUUUCUAAUAUAAAUCUUAAAAAUAAUAUGCAUAACAAGAUUAAAUCCAGAAUAAAUUUAAUCCAUGGGUACUAUGCAAUGAAUAAAAUUUUAACAUCAAAACUCCUUUCAAGAGACGCAGAGAAAUAGGAUAAUGAGGACGAGUGCAGCCACUGUUAUAAAUAAUUUUAUUUAUUCCUGUAAGCAACGAUAAACCAUUGCUUAAGAAAAAACGAUCCUGAGCAGAAUUCAGUUGAUAGUGAUACUUUAUCCACAAUAUAUAUAUGCCAUAUUAUAGUAAAAUAAUUUAGUACUCUAUAUAUUUUCUUUAAUAUUUGUUUAAAGUCAUACUGAUUUCCUUGGUUUUCUUGUUUUUUCCCAGUUUUUCACAUUUGCUGUGAAAAAAUCGAAAAACUAUCUCCCUAAAGUACCUCUCCAGUGAAAUUUCCUUUUAGAAAAAUUGCUAUCAUUAAAAGUUUGAGCAAAAUUACUAAUAGAAAAUUUGUACACAGAAAAAAAAAAUAAUAUUAUACAAAUAUAAUCCUUAAAUUUCUCCAUUUUUUUCAGUUUUUCAUAUUUUAUGAGAAAAUCAAAAAAUGAUGUUUUUAAGAUACCUCCUAACACCGAUUUCCUUUCAGAAACUUUGCUACACGUAAAAAUCAGAGCAAGUUUUCUGGUUGAAAGGUUAUCCAUAGAAUAUAAAAAAUAAACAUCUUUGUAAAAUCAUAAGCUUCUUCGCUCCACUCACAGUCUAAAACUAUUCAUUACCGAACUUUGCCCCAUUAUUAUGUACAGAUGUGAAAUGUGAUCUACGACACAGGGUGACUAGAAUAAGCUAUUGACCUCUGAAAGAAAAAUACUUAGGAAAAUAUAUGGGCCUAUGUUAAACCCCAAUUAGUACUGGUAUAUACGAGCAGAAAAAACUUAAACAAACUGUAUAAUGCACCUAAUUUACAAAAUUUUCUGGGGUUGAAAAGGUUAGAGUGGGCUGGUCAUGUAUAGCGUGCAGAGGGUAGAUUGAUAAGUACUUAUCACAAGUCGAAUAAAAACCAACCUGUUAAAAGACCAAGACAACAGUGGAUAAACAGAGUUGUAAGAUGACUUAAAAAGAUUACGAAAUGGGAGCAAAUAUAGAAGAUACACAGGAUCAAUAAGUUUGGAAGCCUCUGGUAAAAGUUAUGAAGCACCUGAAUGGCGGCGUGAAGCAUAAUUUAAAAAAAAAUUGAAAUAAUUUUUUUCAGGCACAUCAAAAUUAAAAUUAAUAGUAAUAAUAUUUUAAAAUUAUAAUAAAAUGGUAUUUUUUCAUUUUAAUUUUAAAAAGAUUCUAAAAAAAAAAAACCCCUACGAACAAAUUAUCCACAUUUUUUGCUCUCAUAAGACUGUACAUACUCGGUCAAAAUAUGUAAAACAUUCAAAUCCAAACUCUAAUUAUUAUUUUUGUUAAUUUAAACUAAAAAUAAAUAACCUUAAAACUAUAUAAGUGAAAAUCUAAUAUUUAGUCUGUCAAUACUAUUAUGAAAACAUUUUUGUUUUUCAAUUCUAUUAUUAGAUAAGAAAUUUUGUUGUUAAUUUAGGGUCUUGGUGAAACUGCACAAACUUUAGUUAGAGUAGCAAGUGAAGAACAUGAAAUUAAGGGUACUGCUGGUAUGGUCGGUGGUGUAAUGCGGCAAAUACCUCCUACAGCCCUUACACCUAUUAUACUCGCCAGUCAAGCAACAUGCAAUGUACUUCAAGGCGUUCGGUGUCAGCUAGCACCAGAUGCUCGUGUUGAAGCUAUGCAAAAAUGGAGGUGUGACUAAACAUCGAUUUACAUAUCAAAAGACCAAUAUAUAAUACAAUAUAUCCAUAUAUUUUUUAAUCAUUUGUUUGUGCUUUUUAUUUUUUUAAAUCAAAAUAAUUAUCUGACAUUUGAAUUGUAGAAUGAAAGUAGUAUAUUUUUGCAAUUUUUAUAGCAUAUAAAAAAUAUUUUAUUUUUGAAAACUAUAUUAAAUGGUUUAAUGAUUUUUCAUAUUUUGUGAAAUACUGAGACACCAAAUAUAGUAUACAAAGAUGCAAUCUAUUAUAUAUAUUUUUUAAUUCUAGUGCCAUAAUUUUGUGGUUUCAAUAUUCAUAGUCUGCUUAAGACAUAAGUGUUUUGAUUUGUUACAUGUUAAAUUUUAUACAAUUAAAAAAAUGUUUAUUUGUCAUUUUGUACAGAAAAUAGGAAAAAAAAUAAAUAUCAUUUAUUUUGAUGAUUAUUUUUUAUGUGUAAUAGUUUAUUAUUUUUUAAAUUUAUUAUAAUAGACCAUAAAAGCUUAUAAAUGAAUUUGCAAUAAGAAAAUAAUACACUGGUUGUAUAUUUAUUCCAUAUUAGAACUAAAGUGAUUGGUGCAAAUAAAAAUGAUGUGUCCUCCACAAAUAAAAAUAAAUACUGUUUAGAUAAUGCAAAUCUUAAAUUAUAAACAUAAAUUUUAAAUAAAAAAAAAUACAAUUAAUUAUUCUAUUCUGUAAGACAUUUAAACUACCUAUGAUUAACAUCAGUUAACAAUUAAGUUUAUUAUUAUUUUUCCAACUACAUUCAACAUUAGCUUUCCAUUCACCACUACCGUCUUCAAAUAGUUCUUUUUUAAAAAUAGGAACAGUGGUUUUCAAUCUAUCUAGUAUAAAUGAAACAGCUUCUUGGGCAUGUUUGCGAUGAGGAGAUGAAGCUGCAAUCACUACACCAGGUUCACCAACUUUUACUUCACCAAUCCUUACAAAGAAUUAAAUAAUUUUUAGGAACACAACAUUGUAAUUUAUGAAAACCAAGUUUCUAUGUUCCAAGUUACCUGUGAUGUAUUGCAAUGUUUACGACUUCAGGCCAUUUUUGUCUGACCAAUAUAGUAAUGCUUUCCAUUUCGUUCAAGGCCAUUGACUCGUAAGCUUCAUAAAAUAAUGUUUUAAUUUUAUUUCCAUUAAAGUUUUCUCUAGUUAUUCCAAUAAAUAUUGAUAUUGCUCCACAUUGGGGUGUAUUAACAGCUUUUAUAGCAGAGCAAACAUCCAAUUCAGAAUUCUCGAUUUUCAAAUCAAUCAUUUUUUUAACCU